AUGCCUGACAUCGAGCCCGGAAGUCGAAUGCCCAGUUCUCGAACAAGUCGGGCAAGUCUUCGAGCAGCCACAUUCAUCGAUCCGGAUAGCGGCGAGCGAUUGAAUCGUAAAUUCACAUUACAUGAGCCCCCAACGGCAGACGCCACUGUUGGACAAGAAGAGGAUGUCGCGGAGCAUACACCUCUUCUACCCAGACGGGCUUCCGAGCCUAGGCAAAAGACGUGGCUAAGGAACAAUUGGUAUCGGACUCAAGAUGCCGCCCGAAAAGCACGAGACUUUGCUGUGUCUCCUGUUGGCAUCGGCAUUCUCAAAUACUCACUCGCCUACCUCCUGGCCAGUAUGGGCACCUUUGUACCCUGGCUGCGGGCACUGUUUGGUCGUAGCGACACGAAGCACACCGUUGCCACCGUUGCUGUCUAUUUCCAUCCCUCGCGUUCUGAGGGCAGCAUGCUCGAAGCACUGAUCUACGCCUUCAGCGCCUUUGCCUACACUGCGGUGGUAUCCGUCGUCAGCAUGGGCAUUGCAGUUUUCUUCGAAGACAAAGUUCACCUUCUGACACUAGGUCACGCAUUGAUCCUUGUGUUCUUCGUUGGUGGUGGCUUGGGUUUCGUGGCCUGGGUCAAGUUGAAGUUAGGGGAUCCCUUGGUCAAUGUGGCUUGUUCGCUGGCCUCUCUCACUCUUAUCACAAUUCUGACGAAGGAGGGAUCCGUCCAGGAAGGUGACUUCAACAUUGAGAAGAUCUCCCAGAUCCUUCGGAUGGUCAUCGGUGGCGUCAUUGCUUCGGUUUUAGUCUGUUUCACGGUCUUUCCUACAUCGGCUCGUCGAAAGAUCAAGCAGAACAUGGUCGACACUACAGAUUGUCUCUCUGAUAUGCUGGCAAUUAUCACCAGCAGCUUUAUAUCAGGCGACGAGUCGGAGCUUGAAGGUCAAGCGUUAGUCAAGGUCAGCGAGCGCCACCGAAAAAGCAUCAACACCCUCGCACAGAAUCUCAAGGAAUCCAAGUACGAGCACUAUGUGAGGGGUCACGAAAGGCAAUCAUGGUUCGAGCAGCGGCUUGCCACCUGCAUCCAGCGACUUAGUCAGAGCAUCGGCGGCUUGAGGAGUACAGCAGCAACACAAUUUGUUGUCAUCAAGCAAACGUUCCCUUCCUACAGUGGAAUGCAUCGACGUUUGGGUUCGUGGGCAAGCGUUCCACCCUCUCCCUACUCUCACGGCUCUCGAAAUCAUCAAUUUGGUUAUAUCAACGAGGUCUUGCAGUCCCCGCAGCCUAAUGCGGACCCUGGCCAUGUCCAGGAUGAGCAGCCGUUCCGGACACCUUCUCAGAUCUUUGAUAUCUUCAUGGAUCACCUGGGUCCAUCAAUGCGGUCACUCGCCUUCACAUUGAAAGAGAUCCUGGAUGACCUUCCAUUCGAUCCUGAGCAACAUUACGCCAUCACCUUCAAUCCGAAGUUUAAGAUAAGUCUACAGCGUGCGAUGGAGCUCUACAAGAAUGCUCGUUCCGAAGCGCUUCAUGCAAUAUAUGACAAGAACAUGUAUCGACAGAGACCCAUGGAGGUGCAAGCUGACUGGGAAGAAGCUGCGGCAUGCUGCGGCCACUUCUCUACUUCUUUGAUCGACGUUGCAGAAGACGUACAGGAAUAUCUGAUUAUUCUUGAUGAAAUGCAGGAAGUGCUUGCGGAAAGCCAUCCAAAACGCACAUGGUCAUGGCUCAAGUUUUGGCAGAAGCCACCUCGCGACCAGCCUGUGAAGGAAGACAAUGCGCUCUUCUUGUCAAAACCAAGCGAGGCAGAUCUGCAAUUGCGAACUCAUGAGAAAUCCUCAGCGGAAGUACCCGCCGGAUCGCCAUGGAAAGCACUAAAGCGACUGUACUUUAGGAAGCUUUACGACAGCUUAUAUUUCCUGCGGCGGGAAGACGUCAAAUACGCCAUAAAGGUUGGCUUUGGAGCAGUCCUGUACGCUCUGCCGAGUUUCUUGAGAUCUACACGAUCGAUAUACCAGCAUUGGAGAGGCGAAUGGGGUCUCUUGUCCUACAUGCUGGUGUGUAGCAUGACCAUCGGAGCAUCUAACACCACGGGUUACUCAAGAAUCUGGGGCACAUGUCUCGGGGCAAUCAUGGCUAUUAUUGCAUGGUCAGCAUCGAACGGCGAUCCGUACGUGCUGGCCGUUUUUGGAUUUGCAAUGGCGUAUUGGACAGGAUACAUUACGAUCGCCAGAGGCAAAGGUCCAAUGGGCCGCUUCAUCAUGCUCACAUACAACCUCAGUGCACUAUACGCCUACAGCUUGUCGGUGCAAGAUGAAGACGACGACGGAGACGAGGAGGACAAAUCGAAGAAUCCACUGAUGUGGCCAAUCGUCUCCCACCGUGUCACGUCGGUUAUCGUUGGAUGUGUUUGGGGUCUGAUCAUUACACGCCUGGUAUGGCCCAUCAGCGCCCGACAGAAACUCAAGGAGGGGUUGUCGUUGAUCUGGUUGCGGAUGGGACUGAUCUGGAAGCGAGAUCCACUCACCGUUUUGCUGGAAGGCGACAGUCCUCACCCGUACAUGAAUCUCACCGAAGAGUUCAAGCUUCAAAGAUACGUCAGGAAACUCCAAAACCUGGUAGAGUCGGCCAAAAGUGAAUUUGAGCUUCGAGGACCAUUCCCACAUUCAGUUUACAGCAAAAUUGUCAACAGCACUGUGCAGAUGCUAGAUGUCUUUCACGAGAUGAAUACUGUCCUACCCAAGCAAGUAUCACCAUCACCCGGUUUGGAGGCAUUGCUUCAAGCCACGAGGACGGAACGGGAGCAGCUUUGCUCCCGCAUCAGCCAUCUGUUCAGCGUUCUUGCUAGCUCGAUGAAGCUUGAAUUUCCUCUAGCUACAGAUGCGUUGCCUAGCAUUGACCAUACCAGGGACAGGCUGCUGGCAAGGAUCUUUGCAUAUCGCCAGUCCAAUGUGGAUUCUGAGCAGACUAGUGACGAGGACUUUAGUGUGGUAUACGCGUACGCCCUGGCUACAGGGCAACUGGCGCAGGAGAUCCAAAACGUGCUGAAGGAGGUUGAGAAUUUGUUUGGAGUACUGGAUGAGGAGGCUCUCCGACUACAGUGA
This is a messenger RNA of Cyphellophora europaea CBS 101466, 3084 nucleotides long. RefSeq lists its product as uncharacterized. The transcript has 2 exons. Lineage: Eukaryota; Fungi; Ascomycota; Eurotiomycetes; Chaetothyriales; Cyphellophoraceae. The record is from RefSeq and is a predicted model, not a curated record. The coding region runs from base 1 to 3084 and encodes 1027 amino acids.